AAAUGCAAUUUACUAGCUAAAUAGAAGAAUAAAGUAUGAAUUGUUGGACUGUGUUGGCGAUGAUGAUAAUAACGUGGAUGACAAAGAUGAGAACUGGCAACGGGCUGCAGGAAGUGACGAUAAACGAAGGAAUACCAAUGCCAAUAUCACCAAAAUUUUCUUCUGUCAAUGUUAAUCACAUAUUGAGAUGGGACUACAAUAAUGUGUUUGUGAAUCGAAGCAUUCGUUUUGACGUCGAAAUUAAGAACAUUUUCUAUGAUGGUUGGAUGAGAGAACCAACAUGCAACGGAACCUCUGAAAAAUAUUGUGAAGUUGGAUCUGGUAUACAUGAAUACGAUGAGGGUUGUCCAGAACUAAACUACUUUGGAGAAUUUAGGGGCCGCGUGCGAGCAUGUCUGAUGCUACAAGGAAGUAAAGAAUGUAGUAAGUGGAUGGAAGCUGAAAAAGAUCUCAAAAUUCCGGAAGACGAUCAACUUUCGCCCCCAAAUUUUGAUAUUGAAGGAAUUUUUCGUUCAACUCAGAUGAGAAUUAUUAACCAUCCGAUACUAGUUGAAUAUCUGAACAAAUCCUUGAAUUGUUACCAUGACAAUAAACUUGAAUACAGCAUUAAGUAUUGGGGGACAAACGACACAACUCAAAAAUUACAGGAAGCUUCAGCAAGUUUUGGCAUGGAGUUCAUUUCCUUGCGACUUUUUGAAGAACCCCGCUCGGAUACUGAAUUAUGUGUAGAAAUGACGAUAGUGCACAAAGUAAGAAUGGGAGUUCGGAGUCAGCCGAAACAAAAAUGUUUUGUUUAUGAGAGAGAUACCUUGCUGCCUCCGGAUUUUAAGAUAGACGGCGUGUUUGAUUCCACACAGUUGCGAUUAAUUAAUAAUCCGGUAAUUGACGAAAAUUCAAACAAAUCACUCAACUUUUAUUAUGACAACAAUCUCAAUUACGAAAUAAAAUAUUGGGGAACAAACGACUCAAGCCAACGGGUCCAGGAAUCCCCAGCAAGUUUUGAUAUGGAAUCCAUUUCACUGCGUCUUUUUGAAGAACCGAAGUCUGAAACAGAACUUUGUGUUCAAAUGAGGACCGUUCACAAAGUCAAAUCGUAUGAUAGCGAAUGGAAACUGGAUUGCAUCAUUUAUAACAGAAAUGAUCCCAUAUUGAGCCAAGUCGCUUUAACAGCUAUUGUAACUGGAGGAUGUGCUGCGAUGUUACUCGCGCUUAUUCUGUUAUUUGUCAAGCUCAACAGGGUCUACAAAAAAGUAUAUCCAUCAAAAUUCGAUGUUCCAAACGAUUUGGCUAAUUUGAUGAUGGGGUCACCUGAAAAUAUUACAUUAAAUUCUUCUUCGCCACAUACUGAAAAAAUAGAUGAGUUCGAUCACAUAGUACUAGCUAUAUCGGAAGAAGAGGCAGAUAACGAUGUUUCAACAAAACAGCAUCCAUUUGUAUUGGAUUCGAGGGAAAUUGUUCAUCUGCUUUCGCCGGAAAUUCUGAAAUCAUCCAAUUUAGCAGAAACCCAAAAGCCCAAACGCAGCAAAACAGUCAAUGCCAAUUACCUAGAAAUUACACAUGUAGAUGGUUCUGGAUCUUCAGAUAUUGAAUCAAUUCCGUAUAUUUGCACCUUAGAAGAACCCGUUUCCACAAGCGACUCCACAAGCUUACAAUUCUUUGAAGAGCAUGAAGAUCAGUUUGAAUCCAGCACGCCCGUUGAAAUGCCUGACGGUAAAAACAAUGAUGCGCAUUUUAUGCGUGAGAAAGUUGGUAAUCUAACUACAAAAUGCCACUCAGAGUCUAACUUAUACCAUGCAUUCUUUGAUACAUUGCCUUCCAAUUGUAUUGACAAAUAUUUUGUUGAGCGUUCGAAAAAAUAUCAGUCAUCAAACCGCAUUGACAGUUACUUUUCUGACAGCAGUGUAAUCCCAGAGUAUGCAAAAGUGCGCUUCGUUUAUUGCGAUACAUAUGACUACGAAGUAAAAAAUAGUGACGGCAGAUUGUAUACCACAGUGAGUGAAGCUAUGUUAUCUCGUCAGAAAACACUAAUGAAUCCGCUGAAUCAACUGUUUGUUCCUGGUUUUGACCCAGAGAAGCUAAAACGGUCAAAUUCACACCCCGACAUGGACACUUAUUCUGCCCCUGGAACUAAACAAUCUGUUUCAAUCCAAAGCAUGGAUGAUGAAAGUCAAUACAUAAAAGAAGACAUGGUAUCUGUCACUAACCCGACGUAUAGCUCAAAACCAUCAACCUUCGAUUUUAUUGAUAACGUCCAACCGCAGCAGGUAAUCGAUAACAUCCAUUCUUACGGAAAUUUCAACGCGAAAAACGCAAGUCCACUCAAAAAUUUCGCAAAGCAGAAUACAAAUAUAGCUACGUCGAAAAAUACGAUUUCAAAAACAAAAUCACUUCACCAAAGAAGACAUUUCAAAAUGCGAAUCCACGACAUGCACCGAAGUAAAGAAAGUAAAUUAUUUGAGGAAACCUGCGACGGAAUCCUGCAACCGCUGACAACACAUAAAUAUAUCAAAGAAAAUAUUACAUAUGUGAAGACAAGAUCAAGCCACAGGCGGCACUCGUGCAGUUCCGGAUCUAGCACCUUAUCACCAAUCCGUGGCAGAACAGUUUCAGCUGAUUCCGGAUACCACAUGGGCAGUUUUUCUGUCUCAGAUGAAUGCUUUUCGUUGUCCCCACCUUUAUCUCCGGAUGAUAUGAAUUGUUCUGAAGUUUUCUCUUACGAAAAUUCACCAAAGUCCAACAGAUUGGAAGAUUUCCACUACAAAAAAUGUUCAUUUCCGCCUGCCAAGUACAGUCACCGGUCUACGUCAUUGGAAAAGACUAAUUCGGAUUCAAAUUUAUCACCAUAUGUACAAGAGAAUGUCACACAUAGUCACAAGAUGUAUAUUUUACCGGAUUCGUCAAUAAACAAAGACGCCACUGGCAGUGAGAUGGCGUAUGUCAAAGUGAAGUACAAUUGCUGAAAACGACAUCAUCUAACAUCCUUAAACAUCAAAUACUUUUAGCAUUAUUGUUCAAUUAACAUUUAAAAUGUGUGAGGUUCAUAAAUGUGUCAUUUCAAUGCGAAAUAUUUUUACGAUUCAUACCUGCGCAUAUACUAUAAACAAAUGAAUAAAAUUGCACCAAAAUCGUACCCAAAACAUAGCAGUCGAUUGCAUUGCGACCUCAAAAAUUUUUUUUUGAAUAUUUCAGUUUGGAAACAAGUAUCCGAAUUUCAACGAUUCCCAUCCUCUCAGGACAAUACAAUAAACCUUAUUAAUUACCUAGUUGUCAACAACAUUCGAGGUACAUUUAUUAUGCAUAGAAUGUGAUAUUCGAACAGGCCUUAACCUUUUUUAUUCCAUCCUUUACUGUUUAUUUUUGUUCUUUAUUCAGAGGUCAUUUUGUCGACAUUUUCAGUAUGUUAGAUUCUCGAGUAUGAAAAUAAAUGAUGUAGCAUGCAAAUAUUUUCUUUAUGGAAUAACUAGAUGUUGUUGUACUUUGUGAAGACCAAUUUCAUGUUGUUACGUAGCAGAUAUGAAAUUUUAAUGUUUAGAAUUAUCAGUGUAUAUGAUUCAUGAACACAUCAGAUUCAGAAGUAUCGAAUGUUUGUGUUUGCAACCUUCGAGUGUGCCCUAACUAACUAACAACAUAAUUUCAUGAUAUUUUUCGGCGCUCUGCUAUUGCGUUGAGCUGUAUGAUAAGACGUGGAACGAGUGAAAAAUAUUUUGCAAACACGAGAAUACUGCAAUUUACCAUACAGCCAGUUUCAAAUUAGAGCAAGUAUGCGUUGCGGUAUGCAUAAUUUGAUUUUUUUUCUCAUUUCUAGAAGGUACACUGACAGUAAACAGAUUA
Molecule: messenger RNA, 3831 nt
Organism: Styela clava
Lineage: Eukaryota; Metazoa; Chordata; Ascidiacea; Stolidobranchia; Styelidae
Molecular function (GO): protein binding
Source: RefSeq, a predicted model, not a curated record